AUGACUCCUCCCCAAACACCUUUGCCUACUGAAUCCACCACUUCCCACCUCUCAUUACACAACACAUUCUACAAGCAAAAUAUUAUCAAUGUCGAAGAUGAUGUCAUUAUAGAAACCACCCUACUCUCCCUUGCUCAUGCUGAAGAGCUAGAAAAACAAUUAGCAAAAGAACCCACUCAUUUAGCUGCUCCAAUCCUGUCCCAGAUCCAUAUCAUACACACUACCAGUUCACUCAAGCUUAAGCUCAAUAACAUCAACGAUGAUGCCCUCAGGCUCUCAUGCCAACACCUCCAGAGACACAGUUGCUCUCUUACUAUUCAGCUUCUUCUUGGUUCUUUUAUUGGUCACCCACCAAGUGCUACUAUUAGCACUGCCUCUGCUAGCAUAUCUGCUACAUAUCAGGCUAGAGAAGAUCAUCAGCCACUACCCAUUCCUCCACCUAACAAAGUCUACCAGAGAAAGACCUGUGGAGGAGCAGUUGUCUGUGAAGUGACUAAGACAAAGUCCUCCAAGGGAAAGAGGCACAAGACAAUUGACCUCACCACCGACCCCACUACUUCCACUAUCACAGUAAAACAACCCAACCUAUCCGCUGAUAACUUUAUAUGUCAUCUCUGUAAGAACCUUGGCCACCGUCACAAGAACUGCCCCAAGUACCACUGCCAGGUAUGCCAAGCUCACACACCAGGGCACUUUUCCAUUUACUGUCCCUAUGCUCCAAAGAAGGACCAAUUUCCAUUGGUCUACACCGACGAAGGAUUUUAUGAUGCCUUGGCUGAAUAG
This is a messenger RNA of Suillus fuscotomentosus, 783 nucleotides long. RefSeq lists its product as uncharacterized. The transcript has 2 exons. The record is from RefSeq and is a predicted model, not a curated record. The coding region runs from base 1 to 783 and encodes 260 amino acids. NCBI's taxonomy places the organism in Eukaryota, Fungi, Basidiomycota, Agaricomycetes, Boletales, Suillaceae.